Orbilia oligospora ATCC 24927 is the source of this 3084-nucleotide messenger RNA. RefSeq lists its product as uncharacterized. NCBI's taxonomy places the organism in Eukaryota, Fungi, Ascomycota, Orbiliomycetes, Orbiliales, Orbiliaceae. Gene Ontology annotation, biological process: proteasome-mediated ubiquitin-dependent protein catabolic process. The coding region runs from base 1 to 3084 and encodes 1027 amino acids. Gene Ontology annotation, molecular function: ubiquitin protein ligase activity. The record is from RefSeq and is a predicted model, not a curated record. Gene Ontology annotation, cellular component: nucleus. The transcript has 4 exons.
AUGGAUUUCUCAGCACCUACUCGACCAAUACCCACCACAUCCUCUCUGUUUGCUAGCUCUGCUCCUGCCGCCAAACCUCCCUCUACGGCAAACCCUAGCAAUAUUUCUCAUUCCCUACAGUCACAAGCCUCUAGUUCAGGUGCUUCAGGAUCAUCAUCUGCGAGUUUAAAGCGGACAUCGACAGACCUCACUGAUGGACUAGGCGCGUCUGGAAGCAACACCAUGCCAUCUCUACGAUCUCGAUCAAACAAGGUUGCGAAGAACUCUCAGAAUGGGGUCGAUUUGUCUAAUUCCCCUGGUCAACUGCAAAAUGGGGAGCCGAAAUCUAUCAGCCCUCCUGCUCCUGUAUAUGAUCCCAGAGAUGAUCAAAUCAAAGACCUUCAGACGGAUCUUGCUAAGCUCCAGAAAUGUGCUACUUGUGUGGUCUGCCAGGAUCUACUCUUUGAACCUUACUCAUUAGGGUGUGGACAUGUGUUCUGCUACUCGUGUCUGAGAGAUUGGUUUCGCCAGAAGAGGACUUGUCCGGAGUGCCGAGCUCGUGUUAGGCACCAGCCAGCUCCUGCAUAUCUCAUUCGAGACAUGAUCGACACAUUCGUCCAACGAACUAUACUUCAAUCGCCCCAUGAGGAAGGAGAAACUCUAAAACAGCAGAAGGAAGAGGCUCUCAGGAUGGUUGAAGCAGAUAAGUCUGAUCCACGGGGGCUCUUUGGGGGGAUGUUUGCUCGAAGAUCAGAUCUCCAACCUAUUUAUGAUCCUGCCGAUGGUGUUGCGCGGUGCCCAGACUGUAAUUGGGAAAUUGAAGGUCGGGUAUGCGCUAGCUGUGGACGGCGCUUUCACAACUCUGAAAUGCCAGACGCCGAUAGCGAUGCGAGCGACGCUAGUGAAUUUUCUGAGGAGGAUGAUGAUGAUUCGGAACUAGACGAAGAUGAAGAUAGUGUACAGGGGUCAGACGCAUCGGUCAGAAUGGAUGAUGAUAUGGAUGACGAAGAAGACUAUCACGAUGACAGUGACAUCGACAAUGGAUGGGAACCGGACUACGACCAAGAUCACAGACUAGCCCUCGCACUCCAGGAUUCGUACCAUCAAGAGUUUAUGAGAUACCUUGGAGCUACGCCUAAUUGGGUGGAAGAACAUUUCGGCGCCGACAGAGCACUGGCGGCUAGGGAAGCGGCUAGGAACUAUGUCGAACGAUCCAUGAGCCGUAACCUGUCAAGCCCCGGCCGAUCACUACAACCAAGUUCGCCAUAUAGCAGAGACUCGGAAGAUGAUAGUGAGGAGCAUACCCUUGAUGAAGAUGACAGUGAAAUGGACGAUUUUAUUGUACACGAUACUCCGGACCGCCGACCUCGACGCCAACAACCAGCAGCACCUACAUUGAGACGGCAUGCUCGGAGGAGUGUUGCUGAUCUGUCCGACGAUGAAGACGAGGAUGACGAUGAAGACGACGAACCUGUGUUGAGAAGGGACAGAGCGCGAUAUUUCGAAAGACAUCCCAUCAUCAUUAGUUCUGACAACGAGGACGACGAGGAAGCUGCAGGCUUGAUUAGCGCAGCGGGUUAUGCACAACUCGAUCAUGAUACUACAACUGGAGACGAUGACGACGAUGAGGAUAGCCUGGAUGAGAGCAAUAUUGGUCAGAUUUUAAGACCUGCUGGUCCUCUACGAGCAAACACCAUGCCAGCAACUACUGCAUCCACUAGCACGCGCCGUAACCUAAGGGAACAAGCAGCUAUCGAGCAUCAGCGAAGUGCCACCCCCCCAGUAACCCGGCGACGACGUAGGACAGUCACAUUUCAGGUCCCAGAUGAUGCGGAUGGGGAAAAUGAUAGUGACACUAGAGAUGGAGAGGGAGAUUUAGAUAUGGACAGACAUUCGAGAGCAGGUUCCACCUCGUUAGCCUCCAUCACCUCCAACCGAACUGACGCGUCGACUCAUUCCAAUCGCAGUGGCGGAAAUUCUUUUUCGCAAGAUACACCUUCAGUUAAUGAGGAUGAGUCCUCAGACGACUCUUUGCCGCGACAGCGACGGCGGAGGGCGGGCAACGCCACAUCCUCGUCAAAUCUUAGGCGUGCCACGACAGCUCAUCCAUCUGGUGGGUCACGAAAUAGAACUGCACGUCCAACAAAUAAUGUCGACCCAAUGGUGCACCGACUUUUGCGAACAUUUAACGCCCAGAGGAAUGAAUCUCAGCUAGAGGGGCUUGGUAUGUCAGUGUUGGAAAAUGCAAUUACAUUCACGCCUAGCCCUCGAUCAGCCAGCCACGAUCUUCAAGAACUAAAUGAUCCGAUCGUAAUUUCAAGCAGUCCUGGUCCCACACUUUUCCAAAGGGAUGGACAUCGAGCAAGUCUCAGCUCUCAGACAGCCAGCAGGGAAUCUAGUCAGAAUCCUCUCUCCCCGUCAUCUCAGCAAACUUUGACCCCAUCGCGUGGAGUGAGUGUGCUCUCCAACGAGUCCACUCCCCGUCCUAGUAUCGCAAGCCCCGCAGCUAAUGCGAUGACGGCCGCCCUAUCGAACGCAACAGGCGAGCCUAGCGCUUGGGAAAUGGUGGCUGCUCCGAGCAGUGUUACAUCGAGCACUGCAGCCACUCUCGGGAGCACGCAAAAUGGUCUUUCUAAUAGAGGUAUGAGAACGAGACGAAGCAACGCUGCUCUCCGGGGGCAUGACAUCCAACGGACAGGUACACCUACAGGACGCAAUUCUACCAGGUCGAGCCGUAAUGCCGCGCACGCCCCCGCAGACAGUCGAGAUAUUCAAGGGAGGGCCCGGGACUUUCUCGCCCAGCGUACGAGGGAGGUUCAAGCGGCAAAUGCAAAUGGACAGGCCUCCAACAACAUGAGAGUCACGCGGAACAGCCAGGCUGCGACUACAGCUAUGUCAUUGCAGCAGAGAAUUGCUGCCAACCGUGCAAGAGAUUCCACGACACCCACUCCUGCUUCACAGAACCAACUGACCGGGAAUGAUCCAGCUCCACCCCGUCUAACAAGAACCGAUACUGCAGGCUCUGCGAGCCGUAGAUUAGGGUUUCAGAUUGGACAAGGCAACAAUCCAGGCCCAUUGUUUGUUAUCGAUGAUGACAACCAUUAA